AUGGUGACCGUCGAUGGCGUAGAAGUCAUCAUGGCGCCGCCAGACGGCUAUGUGGUGAAUUUUGCCAAUCCACCGCAAAUCGGGAAAACAGAAAUAGUCUCCGUCAUCAUUGUAGAGAAUAUUCUUGCUUUUGCCUUUCUUUGCCAGCGUCUUUAUACAAAAAUAUUUCUCCUGAAGAAGUUCCAGAUUGAGGAUGCCACCGUGCUCUUCGCCUGGGCAACUUCAGUAGGCACACAAGCGGAAUUGCUGCGACUAUACGUAGUCAAGGCCGUAGGCGUUCACGCCUACGAGAUGCCCUUGGAGAGGUAUCAGUAUUUUAGUCGUGUCAUCUUCGCAGCACCCUUGGUCUACACCUUUACAGUCGCAUCGGCCAAGGCUACCCUCUGUCUCUUCUACCGGCGGUUGUCUCCAUUCAAGACGUAUCAGAUAUUCGUCUGGAUCACCAUGUUUCUCUGCGUGGGCUCGUCAAUGGCCAUCUUUUUCAGCCUCGUGUUUGCCUGCAAACCGAUAGCGGCCAGUUGGGACCCGCAACUGGCACAAAUAGCACAAUGCCUUCACAGGCCUGCGAUAUACGUCGCUACAGCUGGGAUUGGGGUGUUUACUGAUGUCAUUCUCCUCGCUCUCCCGGUUCCAGUCAUUGUUGGCUUGAACAUGCCUACGCGACAGAAAAUAAUUGUUCUGUUCUUGUUUGCCAUCGGAUCCAUUACCCUCGUCACAUCGAUUGUCCGGCUGGUGAUAUUAUUACCAAGUCUCACGGACCAAGACCAAACCUACGCCUUGACGAAAGGCACACUCUGGAUUUGCAUAGAAUCAAAUCUCCUCAUCAUGUGCUGCUGCCUCCCGACCCUGCGGCGAUUCUUCCACCACAUUGCACCCUCCAUCAUUGGCGAAAGGAGUUCAGGUGCCAAAUCCUCGUCAAAAGGACUGGAGCGACCCGGCAUACGGACAUUCGGAAGCGGUCCUCUGCAACCCAAGGGCGCGAAAUACCAAUUGGACACGUUGAUGCACACACGCGUCGACGAGUGCGAUGAUAAUGACGGGAGGCAUAGUUUGCGACCGGAUGAACACCACCAUGUAACAAACAUUCGCGGCGGAACGGACUCGCAAUCGUCGAAUGGAGAUCAAAAUGCGGGCUAUGAAAGCGACGAUCCGAUAUUGAAACCGAUAUCAAAGACAGUCACGGUGCAAGUAACCUACGAGCCAAACAAAAGGCCUUGA
Messenger RNA from Pestalotiopsis fici W106-1, 1218 nucleotides. RefSeq lists its product as uncharacterized. Bases 1 to 1218 code for a protein of 405 amino acids. NCBI's taxonomy places the organism in Eukaryota, Fungi, Ascomycota, Sordariomycetes, Amphisphaeriales, Sporocadaceae. The transcript has 5 exons. The record is from RefSeq and is a predicted model, not a curated record.